Messenger RNA from Actinia tenebrosa (Australian red waratah sea anemone), 3165 nucleotides. Its product is annotated as disintegrin and metalloproteinase domain-containing protein 10. NCBI's taxonomy places the organism in Eukaryota, Metazoa, Cnidaria, Anthozoa, Actiniaria, Actiniidae. The record is from RefSeq and is a predicted model, not a curated record. Gene Ontology annotation, molecular function: metalloendopeptidase activity. Gene Ontology annotation, biological process: membrane protein ectodomain proteolysis; Notch signaling pathway. Gene Ontology annotation, cellular component: plasma membrane.
AGACAACGCUAUAAAGUUUUGCUUUGACAGAUUGAACUGAAAGUGAGUUUUGGGAUCUAAGUUUUGGGCAAAAUAUUUAACUUCUACAUCAAAAGACAACGAAAAGGGACAAUAUAUAGAUUCAAAUUUGUCUAUAGGUGCUGCAUUUUUCUCUGGAAGGAUCCUAGAGUGAUUUUUAGGCAUGUUUUCGCUCACAUUGUGUGUGGUUUUGCUGUGGUGUUGUGUCUUGACUACAUAUGGCGAAGACCAGCGUCCUCUAUCGGAAUACAUCAAAUAUUACGAGACGUUGAGCUAUAGCACAAGUGCUCUAAGCAAGCAGCACGACCGUCAUCGACGCUCACUUAACCCAAAAUCCAACCCUAUUUUAUUGAACUUUGAAGCCCAUGGAAGGAAAUUUAAGAUCCGUCUUCGAAGACACACUAGUAUAUUUUCUGAUGACUUUGUUGCGGAAAAUGCAGAAUUUGACCCUUCAAAAAUUGUAGAGGGCGAAGUUUUAGGACAUAAAAGGUCAAUCGUACAUGGAUUCAUAUCAGACGGCAUCUUCGAAGGAAAAAUCCAUGCUGGCAAUGAUGAAUUCCACGUUGAACCCUCCAACAAAUACUUCCAGGGAAAGCAACCAUUCCAUUCUGUGAUUUAUAAGAGUGAAGAUGUGCAUUACCCCUAUGCGCAUGGUAGUGGAUGUGGAAUGAGAGAGCAAACAAAGAAGUGGAUGGAGAAGGUUCAUGCUUCUGAAAUCAAAGAUCCAAGGUUACAGUUUCACUACAGUGAUAACGAGCCUGUGUUUCAUCGCUACAGGCGUGCCGCAAGUCAAGAAAUUGACUCAUUGAAGAAGUCUUGCAAGCUUUUUAUGCAGGCUGAUCAUCUUUUUACUGAAAAUGUAGGACAAGGGAACAAGGAGCGAGCUUUACUAAAAAUGACUGAACAUGUACAAGCUAUUAACACAAUAUACCCUGGGAUAGCUUUCUUUGGAUCGACUCCAGACAAAAUUGAGUUCGUUAUUGCACGGAUGCUAGUUAACGAUUCAAAUCAUGAGAACGACCCUAGCAAUCCAUUCCGACAGAGCAACAUUGGUGUAGAAAAGUUACUUGAACUUAACUCUCAGCAAAAGAGAAAUGAACGUUAUUGUUUGGGAUACAUCUUUACCUAUCGGGACUUCAAUGACGGUGUUCUUGGAUUGGCUUGGGUUGGAUCACCUGAAGAUGCUGGAGGUAUCUGUGAAAAAGAGAGGAGUUACAGUGAUGGCAAAAAGAUCUUAAACACAGGAGUAGUAACAUUUAUCAAUUAUGGAAAAGCAGUGCCGCAGAGAGUAUCCGAGAUCACUUUUGCACAUGAAGUUGGACAUAAUUUUGGGUCACCUCAUGAUGAAUCAGGUGCAUGUACACCUGGUGGCUCUGAAGGGAACUAUAUCAUGUUUGCAAGGGCAACCGAAGGCAGUAAGCCAAACAACAGAAAGUUUUCUUCCUGUAGUAUCGAGAAAAUGGCAGCUGUCAUGCGUGUCAAAGCAGUGUGUAAAGAUCAUAAAUGCUGUUUUGAGAAGGCUGGGGCUGCAAUCUGUGGUAAUGCUGUUGUAGAGAAAGAUGAAGAGUGUGACUGUGGUUUUAAGGAGGAUGAAUCUUGUCAGAAAGAUAAGUGCUGUGAAGGAGCACAAGAUACCAAAGGCUGUAAAUUAGUUGAUGGGAAAAAGUGCAGCCCCAGCCAAGGUUUAUGUUGUAACGAGAAAACUUGUGAACCACAUCCUGGCAACUUUUCUUUUCUGUGCCAGAAUGAGACGGAAUGUAGAAAUGUGUCAUACUGCAAUGGAGUAAAUGCAAGCUGUCCUUUAGCACCUGCCAAGCCUAACCUAACCCCGUGUAUGGAAGGCCGUAAACUUUGUGAAAAUGGGUCUUGUAGUGCAUCAGUAUGCAAGGCAAAAGGAUAUUUGGAGUGUCAGUGUUCCCAGGAGGAAAAGAUGUGUGAUCUUUGCUGUGAUAUUAGCAAAGAUCCAACCAAACCUGAUUGCAAACCAACAUCUGACAUAGAUGGAUUUGAGGCAAUGAAGCAACUUCCCUCGGCAGCUUGCGACAACUUCAAUGGUUACUGUGAUGUGUUUCUCAAGUGCCGUAAGGUUGAUGCAGAUGGCCCUUUGAACAGAUUGCGAAAGAAAUUCCUCAGCAAAGAAGCCUUCUUGGGUUAUUUAGCUUGGAUCAAGAAAUAUUGGUGGGCUGUUGUGUUGAUGGGAGUUGGUUUGAUCCUCCUUAUGGCUGCUUUCAUCAAGCUAUGCAGCGUCCAUACCCCAAGUAGUAACCCCAACAAGAAACCAGCUCGACAACUCACGCUUCGCCGUCAACAACGCCUCGAAGAAGAACGCAAUCGAAGAGCCAGACAAGCACGUGGUGGCCCGGAGGGGUAUCCUGGACCAUCCUACGGUAACCAACCACCACCACCCUACCCCGGUAGGGAUAUAGAGAUGCGCGGGCAUCGUUAAUCUUAAAAUAGACCAAAUCCACUUGGACAUAAUGUUUUACCAUUUCAGACCACGUGUCAUAAUUAUUCGACCCUAGAGUAUGAUUUUUAUGUUUAACAGUUAUUUAUGAAAAGGCCUACGAGCGAGUAUGGAUACAACUUAAACAAAGAAUCUUAUUCUCAAGGGAAUGACACGUGGUCUGAAAUUGUCCAGGUGGAUUUGGUCCAUUACGUCUGAUAUCUCUGUUUACACUAACUGUUGAACAUAUUGUUUGUUAAAAAAUAUUCGGUUACUACUUAGUGGUAAUGAUUUUGUGUUUUUUGAGGGGGUGGGGGGUGGGGAUUCCUGAUAGAAAGAAAGGUUUAGUCAAGAGAGGUUUGACACCAUCACGUGGCAAUUCCCAUAAUACAGCUGGGGCUGCCUGUGGUUAGAUGCCAGAGCAAUAGAAUCCCUUUGCUCUCGGGAAUUGAAUUCAUUCUUUCUCAUGUAAAGCGAUUGUAUUGUUCCUGCCAUCUAACAUGGCUGCCAUCACGUGAUGACGCCAAACCUCUAUUGGAUCCAGGUGGGCUAAGUUAAUAUAAAUUGUAGCUCACUAGUAGGGAAAAGUGCCUUCAUUGAAAGCCAAAAAUUUGCAUUUAUCUUUAAUUUAAGACUUGUUUGCAUCUGAAUGUUUGACCGACUAGUUGUAUUUGACUAAAACAAUUCGCCCUCGUGGCCUGUGA